AUGUUGUUCACUCAAGCUGUCAUUGCGGCUCUUGUCACCGGCGUCUGGGGCCACGGCGUCGUCCAGACCCCGGAGCCUCGCACGACCGGAACGAAGCAGGAGGAGCUCUGCGGUACUGCGGUCACCAACAAGCUCGACAGCGAUCUUGCCGGACCUAUCGAGAACGCCAUGGCAGUUGCCGACGCCGACUACAAGUGCAAUGCCUUCAUGUGCCGUGGAUACCAAUGGGAGGAUAACGUGGACCUCCUCAUGAACGUCACUGCUGGACAGGUCAUUCCCUUCCACAUCGACCUUGUCGCCGGCCACAGACCAGGCCACGCCAACAUCUCCGUCAUUGACCUCGCGACGAACACCGCCAUCGGCGAGCCUCUUAUCACCUGGGACGACUGGCCGACCGAGAACCCCGACCCCCUUGCUGACACCGAUUUCAACGUCACCAUCCCCGAUACCCUGGCCGACUCCUGCAACGUUGGUGGCAAGUGCGCUAUCCAGUGGUUCUGGUACGCCGAGACCAACAAGCAGACCUACGAAAGCUGCAUCGACAUCGCCAUCGUGGCGUAA
Messenger RNA from Colletotrichum chrysophilum, 561 nucleotides. RefSeq lists its product as uncharacterized. Lineage: Eukaryota; Fungi; Ascomycota; Sordariomycetes; Glomerellales; Glomerellaceae. Bases 1 to 561 code for a protein of 186 amino acids. The record is from RefSeq and is a predicted model, not a curated record. The transcript has 4 exons.